This is a messenger RNA of Gryllus bimaculatus (two-spotted cricket), 1168 nucleotides long. The record is from the annotation of a GenBank genome assembly. NCBI's taxonomy places the organism in Eukaryota, Metazoa, Arthropoda, Insecta, Orthoptera, Gryllidae.
UGAGCAGGCAGUGAGUCAGUGCUCACGUGCCGUUAAACUUCGGAGGAAGCCGUUUUGCACUCUCAUUCAAUUAACGUUUCGUUCUAACACCAUCCAACAAAUCUGUUGUAAUUGAUGACCAACAGUAGGAAACAUUAUAAACAACAAUGACGAAUGUAUUACAUGUUUAUUACUUUCGAAAAAUCCAGUGUUUUGUUCAUUAAUUAAAGGCCACUUGAGACCAUGGCUUUGCUUGCUAAGGCAAAGGCAACAUCGUCAACUCUUCUGCAAACUUGUAAGAUUGAUUGGCAUUUUUUCAUGGAUGUCCUCUCCAACUAGUCAACAAAAGAUCAAAAUGGAGAACAUUGAUGAAGAACAAGGGAGCCAACUCCCAGUGCCGCCUCCCACCAUGGACCGGCUGCCGGGCAGCGCGGACGCCCGCGGCACGGACUACGAGUUCAAGAUGGCGGCCCUGCUGGCUCUGCGCCUGCGCAGACGCGGCGCGCGCUUUCAGAUGUUCUCGAACGCGGGCGCCGCGCUGCCUUUCGACGACCUGGUGGUGCGCGUGCUGGCCCCCGCGCCGGCGCUGCUGGCCAUCCAGCUUAAGCACAAGCACUCGGGCAAGCAGCUCACCUCGCAGGCAUUCACGAGCAGCAGCGGCGAUUUCGCGCUCCACAAGUACUUCAAGCUGUACAAGGAGAUGCAUGGCUGGCACGACCCGCAGCGGCAGGCGCCGCUCACCGCCGACCAGCAGCUGCUGUGCGCGACGCCGUUGCAGGACGUGUGGUUCGUCAUCUACACGCCGGCGGCGCUGCGCGGCGCGGCCAAGCGCCCCGCCCCCGCCGCCCAGAUGCCCUUCGAGGACGUGCUGCACACCGACGCCCGCGGGCGCAGCGUGUGGGGGUGCAUGUCGCAGGAGGCGGCGGAGGUGCAGGAGCUGUUCCAGAGGGGCUUCCUGCCGCGCCUGCGCCUGCUGUGCCACCAGGCCACCGUGGAGCAGCUGGAUGCGCUGCUGGAGGAGGAGGUGAACGCCGCCUUCGGGCAGCCGCUGCCGCGCGCCGACUGGCUCACGGAGCAGCUGCUGCGCCGCUUCAAGGCGUGGGCGCAGGACAACCCGGCGGGCGCGGCGGUGGCCGACGUGACCGCGCUGCUCGGGGAGGUGGUGGGGGAGGACCUGCGGCGCGCGGGG